This is a messenger RNA of Quercus lobata, 1594 nucleotides long. Its product is annotated as Ubiquitin carboxyl-terminal hydrolase family protein. Lineage: Eukaryota; Viridiplantae; Streptophyta; Magnoliopsida; Fagales; Fagaceae. The transcript has a single exon. Bases 95 to 1294 code for a protein of 399 amino acids. Gene Ontology annotation, molecular function: RNA binding. The record is from RefSeq and is a predicted model, not a curated record.
AAUCCCACCAGUGCCUUUUCGCUAAAACAAAACACAUAUAUAAAAGCCUCUCUCUCUCUCGCUCUAACACUCUCUCAGUCGAAUCCAAAAUUCCAUGGCUUGGCGCCUAGUCCUGUCCAGAACCAACACCAAAACCCAGACUCUAAAUCCCAACUCAAACCCAUUCCUCUCACUCUUCUUCACCUCCCCAUUCUCCACUUCCUUUCUCGUCACCAAAACCCCCAAAAAGUUCAAGAAAAAACGCAAGCGAAACAAAGAAUCCCCACGCACAAAACACGUCCAAUCCAACCCAAACCUAAUCCCCCACUUCGAGCGCAUCGUCCAGCGCGACUCCCACUUCCGAUUCGCCACCAAAUCCAAGACCUUCCUCUCCUCCCAACCCGAACACGUCCUCCGCCUCGACGACGCCGGCAAGCUCCACCGCGAGCUCGGCUUCCCUCGCGGCCGCAAGGUCUCCCGCUCCAUCCUCCGCCACCCUCUGCUCUUCCAAACCUACCGCCACACCGACUCCAAGAUGUGGUUCGGGUUCACCGACUUAAUGGAAGACUUGCUCUUAGAAGAGCAAGCCAUUUUCAAUUCCAUGGAGUCCCAGCGUGUCGCCACGGUUCGGAAAUUGCUCAUGAUGUCUGUUAAUAAGCGCAUUGCUUUGAGCAAAAUUCACCAUUGUAGGCAGAUUUUCGGGAUUCCUGAAGAUUUUCGUGACCGGGUUUUGAAGUACCCGGAUUUUUUUCGGGUUGUGGUUGAGGGAGAUGGGAGGAGAGUGCUUGAAUUGGUGAAUUGGGAUCCUUCUUUAGCUGUGAGUGCAUUGGAGAUGGAGUUUAUGGUUGAUGAGGAUAAGGCUAAGAGGGCAUUUAAGUUUCCAGUGAAACAUGGGAAGGAUUUGGAUUUGGAUUUCGAGGAUUCCCGGAAGCUUAACUUGUUGAACACGCUUCCGUUGGUUUCGCCUUAUUCCGGGGAUGGUUCGAAGUUGGAUGUUUGGACAUUGGAGGCGGAGAAGUAUAGGGUCGGGGUUUUGCACGAGUUCUUGAGCUUGACAUUGGAGAAGAGGGCGUCUAUACAUCACAUUGUGGAGUUUAAGGAGGAGUUUAGUUUGACUAGACAUACUUAUCAGAUGCUUUUGAAGCAGCCCAGAACGUUUUAUUUGGCGGGGACCGAGAUGAACUGGGUUGUUUUCUUGAAAGAUGCUUAUGAUGAAAAUGGGGUUUUGAUCAACAAGGAUCCACAGGUGGUUUUCAAUGAGAAGCUGUGUAGGUUAGCUGAAAUGCAGGAAAUGGAGCCAGGUUUUUGCCUUUAGAAGAAAUGAACUAUAGAUAAGAGUUUAAGCUGUACGAGUGUACUUGGAUUUUGUAUCAAUCAGUCUAUUUUGGGAUUGAGAAGGUUCAUUCUUAGGUGCUUUGCUUUUACUAAUAAAGUAGCACACCAAGGAAACUCAAUGCGUUUUUGUAUUGUAGAAAUGUAAGGUAUAAAGGAUGGGUCCUUGAAAAUCUUUGUUUCCUGUUUUUGUAUCAAUCUUCUGGAAAAUUUAUGCCAUUUCUUAGUUAUAUGACUUAUAUCAAUUAAUGGAAUGCAGUAACUUAUUGUUGCUUGCGGCUGA